AUGGGUUUUAGAGAAGACAUGCAGAAUCUUCUCACUACUAUACAUGAACAAAAAAACAAAGCAGCAGAUGCAGCAGCAGCAGACACAGCAGCAGCAGGUGCUGCAGCUGCUGCUGCUGCUGCUGCUGCUGCUGCUGAGGGCAGCAGCAGCAAAGAGAAAAAGAAGUUUCAGCUGCUGCUGUUUACGGCGACCUUCCCUAAGUGGGCUCGAGCAAUAGCAGAAGAAUUCAUGAAUAAGGAUAGAGCAUUUAUAGACGUGACAGCAUAUCAGCAGCAGCAGGCAGAGCGGGAAGCAGCAGCAGCAGCAGCUGGAGGAGGAGAAGCAGCAGAAGCAGCAGCAGCAGCUGCAAGUACACCCGGAGGCACAGGCAGUGGGGCUGGCCUAAUUCAGCAUUUAGCAGUGCAGUGUCACUGGAGAGACAGAGUAAAUGCAUUACCGCUGCUUUUAUCUCUCUACUGUUGCCCUGAAGCAGCAGCAGCAGCAGCAGCAGCACCAACAGCAGCAGCACCAACAGCAGCAGCAGCAGCAGCAGCAGCAGCAGAGGAAAAGGCUCUAUGCGUAAUAUUUUGUGAAACAAAACAAGAAGUAAAUGAGGUCGCCCUUGAUUCACCCAUCAGCAGCAUUUGCUGCUGCAUGCACGGAGACUUACCGCAGCAGCAGAGAGACACAAUACUUUCAUCGUUUAAGAGAGGGGCAUUCUUAGCAUUAGCAGCAACAGAUGUUGCAGCAAGAGGGCUUGAUAUAAAGGAUAUUAGAUUAGUUAUUCAGCUGUCGCCUCCUAGAGAUACAGAAACAUAUAUACAUCGCUCAGGACGCACAGGAAGAGCAGGAAGAAGAGGGCUGUCUGUGUUAUUUUAUAAUAAGAAUGAUGCUGAUUUUCUUGUUAAUAUUGAGCAAACAGGACAUUUCAAGUUCACAAGAAUUGCCUUUCCUUCGGUUAGAGAUCUGCAGAAGCAAAGGCUGCAGCAGCUAACCAAGCAGCUGUUCCCUGCUGCAGACUUUGCUGCUGCUGCUGCUGCUGCUGCUGCUAAAACAGAGGCUGCUGCUGCAGCAGGAAAAACAGAAGAUCAAAUCUUGCUGCAGCAGGUUACAAAGAAAGUGCUGCAAGUUGAAAAAGCAGAAGAUGCUGUCUUGAAGCUCCUCAGCUGUUUAACAAGAGAUAAGCAAUCAGCAGCAGCAGGAGCAGCAGCGGCAGCAGCAGCAGCAGGUUCAGGUGUAUCUCCAGCUCCUGUGUCUUCUCUAUCGGGGCGUAGUGGUUUUAUUUCUUACUCUAUUUUAUUUUCGCCUCCUCCUUCACCCCCUCUGAAGGGAUCAUGCUCAUAUGUUUGGCGAGCACUUAAAAACAGAUUCGGGCAGCAAACUGCUGCUGCUGCUGCUGCUGGUCGUAGGGGCGCAGCAGCAGCAGCAGGAGCAGCAGCAGCAGGAGAUGGCGAUGUGCUGGAGAGGAUUGAACAGAUGGUUUUAACAGAGAAAGGAGAUGGUGCUGUCUUUGAUGUGCCUGUCGAAGUGCAUGCAGCGUUUGAAAAGCAGAUUAUCCUUCCGCUGAAAGCAGCAGCAGCAGCAGCAGCAGCAGCAGCAGCAGCAAAUGGAGAGAGAAGAAAAGGGUUUACAAUUCAGCCUGUCACUCAGCUGCCACCGCUGCAGGAUGCGCUCUAUCUAGCCAGACAGCAGCAGCAGCAGCAGCAGCAGCAGCAGCAGCAGCAAAGAAAGAGAGAAGGGGUUUCUUCUGCUGCAUCGCGGCUGAACCCUAAUCAUGUAUCAAACCGAAGAGGAGACAGAAAAGAGAUAAAUAGAAGAGGCAGAGGAGGUGCUGCUGCUGCUGCAGCAGGUGCAGCAGGUGCAGCAGGAAGAAGCCCUUCGCUGCGAUUAAAUAAUAAUAAUAAUGCGUGGAGCAGCAAACGAGACAGAGAAGAAGAGAGAAGAAGAGACAGCAGAGGAGACAGAGGGAUGCGAGGAGGCAAACAGCAGUUUAAACGCCAGCGCAUUGCAUAG
This is a messenger RNA of Eimeria acervulina, 1992 nucleotides long. RefSeq names its product nucleolar RNA helicase, putative. The transcript has a single exon. The record is from RefSeq and is a predicted model, not a curated record. Gene Ontology annotation, molecular function: RNA helicase activity; RNA binding. NCBI's taxonomy places the organism in Eukaryota, Apicomplexa, Conoidasida, Eucoccidiorida, Eimeriidae. The coding region runs from base 1 to 1992 and encodes 663 amino acids.